This is a messenger RNA of Podarcis muralis (Common wall lizard), 3957 nucleotides long. RefSeq names its product colony stimulating factor 3 receptor (gene CSF3R). Gene Ontology annotation, molecular function: cytokine receptor activity; protein binding. Gene Ontology annotation, cellular component: membrane. The record is from RefSeq and is a predicted model, not a curated record. NCBI's taxonomy places the organism in Eukaryota, Metazoa, Chordata, Lepidosauria, Squamata, Lacertidae.
CAAGUUGCAGUUUGGGAGCUUUCUGGGGCAGCACAACAACAGCUCUGAGGCUAAGGAGAGCUUGCAGGGAGCCCAACACACAAUUCCGAAUCAAUUUUAUCAAGGGACGCAGCACAUUGGCAGGGGAUUCCACUCCAAUCUCCACCGUCGCCAUUUUCCAGAAUGAACAGAGAGUCAGUGGAAAAUAAGCAGAGGUGAUGCCUGAACCCUGAGCAACACCAUGGCAAGCCCUAAGAAGCCCUGGUCCAGGGGGCAAAUGAUGCUGCUUCUGGGAUGCUCUGCCUGCUUCUUUCUGCUUCCAGGAGCAGGAUCCUUGGCCUGCAGCAGCAUCAUCACAGACUCCCCAGUGGUUCUCUUGGGAGCCACAGCAAGAGCUUCUUGCACCAUCUGGAGAAGCUCCUGCCUCAUCCAAGACGAUGAAGAAAUCCAGAUGAUGUGGAAACUGGACGAAGAGUUCCUGACAGGGACCCAGUACAGUUUACACAAAGGGGUAGAAGUCUCCAACAUCACCAUCGGGCCCAUCAAUGAGACCGUGACCACUUUGAGCUGCUAUGUAAAGAGGAAACAUAAGCCACAGAUGAUGAAGGUCAUCCAGAUUCGUGCAGGAUAUCCUCCAGCACAACCCCAAAACCUCACCUGCGUUAUGAAUGUCACCACGAAGAACCUCACGUGCCGGUGGGACCCUGGGCAAGACAGCUUCCUCCCAGUCAGUGUGGCCCUGAAGGGAUCCCGGAAUCAGGGAGUGUGUGAGGUCCCCACAGAGGCCGUCCCCGCAAGCUGCACCCCACUGCCUGGGCAGAACUCCUGCACCAUCGGCCGAGAGAACCUCCUGCUCUACCACCCCAUGAUUUUCUGGCUGUCGGUGAACAACACCCUGGGAGAAGUGGACUCUGAGCCGCUGUGUGCAGACCCCAUCGAUUUAGCCAAGCUGGACCCCCCAACCAUCCACGCCAUGCAGUCCAUCCCUGAGGAGACUGACUGCAUAUCUGUCAUGUGGGAAGCAGGGAGAGACAGCGAGCACAUGCACCAGUUAUGUGACUUGAGCUACCAGGCAGAGGGCGACCAGGAGUGGAAGCUAGUCCACAAUAUCACCAACCCCACCUGGGAAAGGCAGGAAGUGUGGCGUGUGCGGCACUGCGGCUUCCUCUUUGGGACCCUCUACCACUUCCAGAUGCGCUGCCAGAGAUUUGGUGGAGCCGGCUACUGGAGUGACUGGAGUCCAAUGGUGAACUUCACCACCCAUGAGAAAGCGCCUUCAGGAGAGCUUGAUGCCUGGUGGAAAGUGAAGACCAGGGAGGCAGAGGCAAGAACGGAAGUGCAGCUGUUGUGGAAGCCAAUGAAACCCAAUGAGGCCCAUGGGAAAAUCUUGGGUUACAUGGCCACCCUCAGCACCCGGCGGCACAGCGGGGAGCCAUCGCCGCUGUGCAACACCUCUGAGACGUGCUGCACUUUCUCACUUCCACUUGGAACCCAGAAGAUUUAUCUCAUGGCCUACAACGCCAGAGGCUCAUCUCAGCCCACUGAAGUCUACUUGUCUGAGAAGAAAGGUCAACCCGUGCCCAAGUUCCAGGCCUCCCCUCACAAUGAGACAAGCAUCUGGGUGCACUGGGAUCUCCCAGCGACACCAGCCAGGGGCUACAUCAUCGAGUGGCACACCAUGACCUCGGUGGAAGACUCAUCCGACGGCAACCAUGGUCACAACAACAUGGGAUGGACCAAAGUGCAUAGUGGCACCAUCACACAUGCUCUGAUCCAAGAAAAUGUGAAACCUUUUCAACGCUACAACAUCUCCAUCUACCCACUCUACAGGGACAGAGUGGGGAUGCCCCAGUGUUUGGAAGUUUACACCAGGCAGAAAGCUCCAGCUGACACCCCCAAACUCCACCCGGGGAGUAUCAGUAAGUCCACAGCUCAGCUUCACUGGGAACCCAUCCCGGUUGAAAAACGGCAUGGCUUCAUCACCAACUAUACCAUUUUCUGGAAUGGCACCAAUGAGGACCUGAAAAGUGCUGUCGUGAACUCUUCAGUCGACACCUUCACCAUCGUGGGUCUCUGGCCUUCCAGAAUGUACAGGGUGCACAUCAUGGCCUCAACAGUGGGUGGGAGCACCAACGGUACCAUCCUCACAUUCUACACCAAGGCGAUUGAUGACAUGGACCUCCCCUUUGUCUACAUGCUGAUUGGACUCCUCUUGCUGGCAAUUAUUGUCCUGGUCAUCUGUUUCCAGAAGAGCAAGAGGAUGAAAACCCAGUUCUGGCCCAGCGUCCCUGACCCAGCCAACAGCAGCCUUGGCAAAUGGGCACCAGCCAUUCUGCAAGAGGAGAUCCUCCAGGCUCCAAAGUCGUGCGAGCUCAGCCCUGUUGUUGUUUCGGCCAUCUUGGUGAUUGAAGCGGAUGAGAAGAAAUGCCUUUCCUGUGGGAAGGGGGAGCCUGCUAAGACCCUGGAGGAUGGGUCAAUGACAGCCUCCUUGGAAUCUUAUAUGGCUAAUGCUGAGACCACUUUGCCAACCGGUGACCCAGCGCCAGCCUCUUACGUGAACAGCCCGGAGUCUGUCCAGUACGCAAAGGUGUUUGUGGACAGCUACUGCAGCCAACAGAAGGCCUCACCCAGUUUCUACAUGCGCUCCAACUCCACGCAGCCCCUCCUAAGCGACAGGACGCCCAGCCCAAAGCCCUACGAGAACCUGUGGUUUCACAGCGACCAUCCAAACAGAGAGCUUGACUACAGUUGUCAGGAGGAUGCCGUUUUCCUGGACAGGGCCCUGUUAGAUUUCCCGUUGCUCCAGGGCCUCAAAAUCGAUGGGGAUGAAGACCUGAGCAACUUCCGAAAACUGUAGGACCUGAUUGACAGGGGGAGCAUCAAACUGGAGCUGCUUGUGGCUUCUUGCAUUCUUCUUCUCCUCCUUCACUGGAGGAAGCACUGAAUUAUUCCAGCCAAACAUCCAGCCACCUAGAUUUUGUGUCACCCUAGAGAGACUAAGAAAGCGGAGCGGAUGUUGGGGUGGUGUUCCCUGAGUGAUGCCUUUUGCUCCCCUUUAGGGGAAGGGGUGUAUCUCAGUGGAAGAACAUCUGCUUUGCAUGCAGAAGGUCAGUAUAAGGCAGCUUCCUCCAUUUCGAACCAAGAAGAGACAGAACUGAAAGGAGCCCUGCCUUGGGUUCCUUCCCCUUUCCAUAACUGUGGCCCCCUAUUCAACCCCGGCUGAUGACCUUGUGCUGUCCCCUGCUGCUGUGACCCUGGACCUGCAUGGACGACCCACCUCCCACCUCAAGUCUACCAAGCACCUGCAAAUGGAGACUUCCCUCUCUUUCCCAUGUAGCACAGUCUCCACCGCUCAGAAAAACAGGGGCAGCCCAUACCUAAAGGCAAACUCCAUGUGCUGGCCCCAUUUCUGGGGACAUCUGCCUCUGCUGUGCAAAGGUGUUGAGGAAAGAAGGAGCAGCCGUGGAGAAGCUGCAGAAAGCACAGUGCCAACUGGAUGAGAGCCACAAUCCAGAACCUCCCAAGGUGGGGAGGAGGAAAAGGAAGAGGCAUGAGAAGAAGAGCAGCCCAAGAAACUCACAAUCAUUGUGAAGUUGCUCCUUUCUCAUUGCAUCAGUCAGCUUUGUUUGCCAAAAGCCAUCGCAGUCGUCACAAAAAUGCAAAAGAUCAGGCCAGGGUACAUGCUAGCAUAAAGUCGUGUUGUGCAAAGGAAAUACUGUGUUGCUCCUUCUGUAGCAGGAAACAAGGGUGCCCACAAAAUGUCAAUUUUUGCCUGAAAGGGUUUGGAGGGGAAACCAAGGAGCAGCUUGGAGAAUUGAGAAGGGGAAACGGGUUUUUCCCUGUUUAGCACAGCCUGAGCAGGAAGUCAAAGGGGUUGAAUGUUCCCAGAAGUAGGGUUGGGAACGCCAGCUUUCUUCAACAUGUUUAUACCCACUGCUGCUGUUUAUUUAUCAUGUAUAUGGAACAUUGCAAAUUAAA